Rhagoletis zephyria (snowberry fruit fly) is the source of this 2490-nucleotide messenger RNA. Lineage: Eukaryota; Metazoa; Arthropoda; Insecta; Diptera; Tephritidae. The record is from RefSeq and is a predicted model, not a curated record.
AUGACUGAAUCCUCUUCCGGUGUGCGCUCCCGCGCGACUGGUGCCUCGAAGAGCAACAGUAGCAGUAGCGAUACUCAAACGUCAAAGAAUGCCAAAGCCGGUCGAUCAAACUUUUCUUCCGCCAGACUGUCCGGCAAGUCUCUCGACCGAAUCAUCGCCGUCAGUAGCUUCAACCACUGGGAAGAUAGUGAAACUGUCUGGUGGUGGCUCACCUUCAGCGCCAUCACCAUAGCCGCAUUCGCCACCAGACUGUACCGAAUUCACCUGCCAAAUCAUGUUUGUUGGGACGAGACUCACUUUGGGAAGAUGGGCAGUUGGUACAUCAACCACACCUUCUUCUUCGACGUUCAUCCGCCCCUUGGAAAGAUGCUCAUUGGCCUGUCCGGCCACCUGACUGGCUACAAUGGAACGUUUGCCUUCAACAAGCCAGGCGACAGCUACAAGGACCACCCCAUCCUGGGCAUGCGACUCUUUUGCGUCCUCCUGGGCACGCUCAUUGUGCCUUUCUCCUAUGUGAUCGUCUGGAAUCUCUCCCGCUCAAUUAGCUCCUCAGUGCUCGCCUCCUCAAUGCUGCUCUUUGACGUCGGCAUGAUCACCCUCUCGCAGUACAUUCUCCUCGACCCCAUCAUGAUGUUCUUCAUCGUCGGCUCGACCAUGGGCAUGGCGCUGUUCAAGUCGCGGGGCGCCGAGCGGCCCUUCACCCUCUCCUGGUGGUUCUGGCUCGCCUGGACGGGCUUCUUCCUCGGCUGCGCCAUCAGUGUCAAGUUCGUCGGCCUCUUCGUCGUCGCCCUGGUCGGCCUCUUCACCGCCUACGACCUGUGGCGGCUGUACAGCGACCUGGCGAACAGCCUCCUCACUGUGGGGCGGCACUUUCUCGCGCGCGCCCUCUGUCUCAUCCUCCUGCCCGUCCUCCUCUACACCUUCUUCUUCUGGGUGCACCUGGCGGUGCUCUACCGCUCCGGCAACGGCGACGGCUUCUACAGCUCGGCCUUCCAGUCGACGCUGGAGGGCAACUCGCUGCACAAUGCCUCCAUGCCGCGACACGUCGCCUACGGGGCGGUGAUCACCGUGAAGAACCACCGCACGGGCGGCGCCUACCUCCACUCGCACUGGCACCUCUACCCGGAGGGCGUCGGCGCCCGCCAGCAGCAGGUCACCUCGUACUCGCACAAGGACGACAACAACCGCUGGCGCAUCAAGAAGUUCAACGAGGAGUCGACGGCCGACGGGGAGCCCAUUGAGUUUGUGAAGAACGGCGACCUGGUCCGCCUGGAGCACACCGUCACCGAGCGCAACUUGCACUCGCACCAGGAGAAGGCGCCCGUCACGCGGAAGCACUACCAGGUGACCUGCUACGGGGAGAAGGGCCUGGGCGACGCCAAUGACGUCUUUCGCAUUGAGUUCGACAGCGGCAAGGUGGGCGAGCGGCUGGAGGCGGUGAAGACGCGCUUCAAGCUGGUGCACUACCUCAUGAACUGCGCCCUCUACUCGCACAACAAGCAGCUGCCCAAGUGGGGCUUCGAGCAGCUGGAGGUCACCUGCACGCCCAACGUCUACGAGACGAAGAACACGCUGUGGAACGUGGAGGACAACCACUUCCCGCGCCUGCCCAACGUCAGCGUGGUCGUCUACGCGCCCUCCUUCCUCGAGAAGUUCAUCGAGUCGCAUGCGGUCAUGUUCCAGGGCAAUGCCGGCCUCAAGCCGAAGGAGGGCGAGGUGACCUCGAGGCCGUGGCAGUGGCCGAUCAACUACCGGGGCCAGUUCUUCUCCGGGAACGACUACAAGAUCUACCUGCUGGGCAAUCCCAUCAUCUGGUGGCUCAAUCUCCUGCUGCUCUUCCUCUACGCGGCCAUCUGCCUGGUGGUGCUGGUCCGCCAGCGGCGCGGCUGCUCGGAGACGUCGUACGUCGCCGCGGAGAACGCCCGCUUCAUGUCCGCCUCGGUGUGGCUCUUUCUGGGCUGGGCGCUGCACUACUUUCCCUUCUACGGCAUGGGUCGCAUCCUCUACUUCCACCACUACUUCCCCGCGGCCAUCUUCAGCUCCAUGCUCUCCGCCGUCAUCGUCGACUACCUGCUCAAGGUGGUGCCCGUCCUCCUUCUGCACGUCAUUCGCCGCAGACGAGAACGAAGAGGAGGAAGUGACGAGGUGAAGGAGGAAGAGCAGCGAGCGCUCACCCGCUACCGGAACGCCCGCCUGCUGUACCACCUGGUGUACAGUGUGCUGCUGUCUGCGCUGGCCUACAGCUUCUACCUCUUUUCGCCGCUCGCCUACGGCAUCCUCCGCCUGCCCACCUCCUCCACCACCACCAAUGGCAGCUCCACCGGGGACUCGUUGCUGAUGGGCGCCGCCUCGCAGCUCGCCUCGAACAUGUCCACCAGUGAUGGUGGCGGCGGUGACUCCACCAGUGCGCCCUCCUCCGAGUCCUCCGUCGACUACAGUCAGGAGCGGUCGAUGGCCUCGCUGCGCUGGAUGGAGUCAUGGGAGUUCUGA